Messenger RNA from Melospiza georgiana, 1122 nucleotides. Its product is annotated as zinc finger protein CKR1-like. The transcript is spliced from 8 exons. Gene Ontology annotation, biological process: regulation of transcription by RNA polymerase II. The record is from RefSeq and is a predicted model, not a curated record. Bases 1 to 1122 code for a protein of 373 amino acids. Gene Ontology annotation, molecular function: RNA polymerase II cis-regulatory region sequence-specific DNA binding; DNA-binding transcription factor activity, RNA polymerase II-specific. NCBI's taxonomy places the organism in Eukaryota, Metazoa, Chordata, Aves, Passeriformes, Passerellidae.
AUGAGUGUGGAGUGUGGCAAGAGCUUCAGGUGGAAUUGCGACCUGAUCAGGCACCAGAGGACCCACACUGGCUCCACCCUUGUAAAGUACCAGCGCAUCCACACCGGGAAACUGCCCUAUGAAUGUGAGGAAUGUGAGGAGAGCUUUGGACACAAAGGGACCCUGAUCCAGAAUCAGAGGAUCCACACUGGGGGAUGGCCCUACGAGAGUGGGGAUUGUGGGAUGAGCUUCAGGUGGAGAUCUGACCUGAUCAAGCAUCAGGGGACCCACAUGGGGAACGGCCCUACAAGUUGUGGGACGGAAUUCAUGCGCAACUCCCACCUCAUCACCCACUGGCACAUCCACACUGGGGAGAGGCCCUACAAGUGUCCCCAAUGUGGGAAGAGCUUCUCCAGCAGCUCUCACUUGACCCAACCAACGGAGGCACCGGCCCGCGACAGAUGUCCCCACCGCAUCCAGGGGCCACUCCGAGGGCCAGGCAGCAAGGGAGAGAACAGUGAUGUCAGCACCGCUGUCGAGAAGCCCGCGGAGGUGGAUUUCCGACGGUGUCGCACCAGGAACAGACAGGGUGCUGGUUGCAAGCCGGCAAAGGAGACCUCCAUCGGCACCUGGCAUAUCAACAACAACUGCACGCCUGGGGUCUUCUGGCGCCAGCGCAGCAUUCCGCCUCACCGCUUGGGCUGCCAGACGAGCCCACUUGGUCUCAAAAACACCAAAUUGCACAGGGUCAAAAAGAGAAUGUGCCACACAACGGACAUCGGAAAGCCUGGGGACCCCCUGGCAAAGCCACCGCACCUGCCGUGCCCCGAUCCUUGGGCCCCCCAGAGACAGGAGGGAUUGAUUGACUGGGAGCCGGGGCAACACCACUCAUCCCUGCGCCCCCUGCAGCACCAGCAGAGCCAAAGGAAUCCACCCCCCGACCCUGCAGAUGCCUUCCGGCCGGAGCCGCCUCGGCGGCCGCAGCUGCUGGCACAGCCCGCACAUCUGGCACAGCGCCAGACGCAGCCGGCGCGGGGCCCCUAUCCCCCGAUACGGGGGCGGGGUGGAAUGCCGAGGGAGGCGCAGCCCGCGGAGCCGCGUCACUGCGGGGCGGCACAAGGGAGCGGGGCAGGCCCCCUGUGA